Molecule: messenger RNA, 630 nt
Organism: Entamoeba invadens IP1
Lineage: Eukaryota; Evosea; Mastigamoebida; Endamoebidae
Exons: 1
Coding region: 1-630 (209 amino acids)
Biological process (GO): Ras protein signal transduction
Cellular component (GO): plasma membrane
Molecular function (GO): GTPase activity; GTP binding; GDP binding
Source: RefSeq, a predicted model, not a curated record
AUGAAACUAAAACAAAAGAUCUUAUUAAUAUAUUCAUUCGUUAAAAUGCAAAGAAUAAAAACAUUUCACACCAUUGUUAUGGGAUACGUAUCUUCUGGGCGUUCAGCGAUGAUAUACCAGUUUUGUUUAAAUAAAUUUUAUGAUAAAAUUGACACGUUGACAGAAAAAGAAUUUUUUAAAAAAGUAUUACUCGAUCGAAAAUUUAUACCCGUCUCAUUAUUUGAUCAUAUGACACCACAAGAUCCAUAUGAUUUUGUUUUCGAAAAAAUUAAAAAUAUUGAUGGAUUUAUUAUAGUUUAUUCAAUAACUUCAAAGCCUUCUUUUAUUUACGCGUGUGUUAUUUAUGAAGCUAUUCUACGAAAUUAUUUGGUCGAGAGUUUCCCAUGCGUUUUAUGUGGAACCAAAAGCGAUUUAGAGACACAGAGAAGCGUUUCAAAAGAAGAAGGAGAGAAUAUUGCAAAAGAAUGGGGUGUUCCAUUUUUCGAAAUAUCAACAAAAAAUAAUGUAAAUAUUACUGAGUGCUUUUUAGCAAUAAUAAAUGAAAUUUUGGAAUCCAAAACAAACGAAGAACUUUAUGAAGAGAUACCAUUGUCUGAAACGACAAAGAAAAAACGCUGUGAAAUUGUAUAA